Cryphonectria parasitica EP155 is the source of this 981-nucleotide messenger RNA. Its product is annotated as alpha/beta-hydrolase. Bases 1 to 981 code for a protein of 326 amino acids. The record is from RefSeq and is a predicted model, not a curated record. The transcript has a single exon. Lineage: Eukaryota; Fungi; Ascomycota; Sordariomycetes; Diaporthales; Cryphonectriaceae. Gene Ontology annotation, molecular function: catalytic activity.
AUGAACGACCUCGAAAAGAAGACGGUCCGCACCAAACGCAACUUCACAUACACCUACUAUACGUCUCCUGCUGUACAGGGCAAAGCUACCAUCCUCCUACAGCACGGCUUUCCCGACUCGGCCCUCGUGUGGGAGUUCGUCAUCACCCGCUGCCUUGUGCCCGCCAAUUAUGGCAUCAUCGCUCCCGACAUGCUCGGCUAUGCUGACACCGACAAGCCCGAGGACCCUGCCCAGUACAAGAUGAGCGGGAUCGCCGCCGACCUGGUCGACAUCCUCGACGCCGAGGGGGUGCAGAAAGUCAUCUCCCUCGGCCACGACUGGGGCUCGCGCACUGCACAGGCGCUGUACAACCACUACCCGCACCGCGUCGAGGGCCUGGCCUUGUUCAACCUCACCUACAUCCCCGUGACCACCCAGCCCUUCAACCUGGAUGCGGCCAACGAGGCCUCCCUGCAGAGGUUCGGCCACGGCAUGUUCUGCUACUGGAAGCUCUUCACGGCUGACGACGGCCCGCAGCUGCUGCAGGAGAACGCGGACGUCUUGUUUGACAUACUGCACACGCCAGAGGUCUGGCAGGACCUGCUCUGCGUCGAGGGCGCCCUCCGCACAGCCAUCGAGACCCGCGGCGCCGACUUGGACCUCACACGGCGCGCGUACGCCACCGAGGAGAUGAAGCAGGCCUUUGUCGAGAGGUUCCGGCGGGACGGCUUCGAGGCGCCCGUGUGCUAUUACAAGAGCAUGGUGCUCGGUCACCAAGACGGCGACGGCAAUAUCGAGAACAACAUCGUGCGCGUGCCUGUUUUCUAUGUGGGUUACAAUGAGGAUUUCCUCUGCAAGCACGACUUGAUGAGUGACGUGAUGAGGGAUGGCUUCACACCGCGCCUGACCAUGACGAGGCUGACGGGGGGUCACUGGGGAUUUCUCGAGAACCCAUCGCGGCUUGGAGCCAUGCUGAUGGAGUGGCUGGGGUACAGGAGUUGA